GGUGGAGAAGGUCAGUCCCCACUGGGAGUACAAGAUAUUGGAAACGAGGAUCCAAAGGCCCCCAGAAAAGGAGACUUAUUAGAGGGUCCAGGUACAAAAUCAGAAAGCAGUGAACAGGUUCAAACGACAGUGCCAAAUAAAGUACCGCCGGAGCACAAAACCCAAAAUGAAAUGUUAACUCCGGAACAAAUGACCAAUGAAGGCCAAAGCACGGAUACAUCCACGAACAUACCCGAACUACAAAAGGAAAAUAAGGAAUAUCCUGCCUCUACAGAAGCUACGGCGCAGAGUACAUCAACUGGCAGUCAAGAACAAGAAGCUGAGCCAUCUACAAGCGAAGAAUUUUCCCCUUUUGAGGAGGAAGAAUCCACAGGGACGAAGACAACCGAGGAUGCUCAAACUCCGGAUGCUGCGGCGACAGAAAAACGCCAAACUGGAGAUAAUGUAAAGGUUGGCGACAGUGACAGCAGCACCGCGGUGUCCCACACCACCUCCCCUCUUUUGCUUCUUCUUCCUGUUGCGUGUGCGGCUGCUGCUGCGGUGGUGGCCGCGUGA
Trypanosoma cruzi is the source of this 555-nucleotide messenger RNA. RefSeq names its product mucin-associated surface protein (MASP), putative. The record is from RefSeq and is a predicted model, not a curated record. The transcript has a single exon. Lineage: Eukaryota; Euglenozoa; Kinetoplastea; Trypanosomatida; Trypanosomatidae. The annotation marks the transcript as partial.